Molecule: messenger RNA, 1545 nt
Organism: Chenopodium quinoa (quinoa)
Lineage: Eukaryota; Viridiplantae; Streptophyta; Magnoliopsida; Caryophyllales; Amaranthaceae
Product: probable carboxylesterase 7
Exons: 1
Coding region: 234-1205 (323 amino acids)
Molecular function (GO): hydrolase activity
Source: RefSeq, a predicted model, not a curated record
AAUCGUUUUCUCAAUUUUUAGCAGCCACAAAACUAGUUUUAUCGUUAACUACAAAAAAAUAGAACCUUCCAAUUUUCUACAUAAAUACACACCCCUACUUUCCCCCUCCCUUUAUACUCUCCCCAACUCCCAACGCUACAACCCAACCGCCACCAUUAUAUUCCCCUCUUUCCCCACCCCUUCCCUUUCUCACCAUUGCAUUUUCUAACCUCCAUACAAAAAACCAAAGAAAAAUGGAAGUCCAAAUGUCAUCAGAAAUCCUCCAUGAUUUCUCCCCUCGUCUUCGAGUCUACAAAGAUGGCCGAAUCGAACGUCUUCUCAAAACUGACACUGUUCCACCAUCCUUUGAUUCAGCCACCUUAGUCAAUUCCAAGGACGUAACCAUCUCACCGGGCUUAUCAGCCCGUAUUUUCCGACCCAUCAAAGUUGACCCUCCAAACUCUAAACUUCCGAUCCUUAUUUACAUCCAUGGCGGCGCCUUUUGCCUCUACUCUGCUUCGUCUUCAAUCUACCACAGCUACCUCAACUCCCUCGUAUCACAAGCUCACUGUAUCGCCAUCUCUGUCGAUUACCGCCUCGCUCCGGAGUACCCGAUGCCUGUUUGCUAUGACGAUUCUUUGGCCGCGACAAAGUGGGUAUUAUCUCAUUCAACCGGGUCAGGGCCCGAGCCCUGGCUCAAUGACCGGGCUGAUUUUGAUCAGGUCUUUCUUGCUGGGGAUAGUGCUGGAGCUAACAUUGUCCAUGACAUUGUAACUCGGAUUCAGUCUGAGUCUGAUGGGUCUGGGUCUAGGUCUGAGUCUUGUUUUGCAGGGAUCGCAAUGGUCCAUCCGUUCUUCGGAGACAGCGAACCCAAUGGGUUAUGGGAUUAUCUUUACCCCGAUACGACCGGGGUUUUAGACCCGAGGUUGAACCCUGCGGCUGACCCGGAGAAAAUGAGAAGAGAGAUUGUUGGAUGUAAGAAGGUGUUGGUUUGUGUCGGUGGGAAAGAUUUCUUAAGAGAAAGAGGAGUGAAAUACUAUGAAGUUUUCAGGGAAGGUCAAGAAAAUGGUGAAUGGGAAGGUGAAUUAGAGUUUAUGGAAAGUAAAGGAAGAGGUCAUGUUUUUCAUCUGUAUAAACCUGAUUGUGAUGAAGCUAAAGAUCUGCUUAAAAGGGUGGCUGAUUUUAUCAAUAAUUCAAACUCACAAAUUUGUGCUUGUGAGAUGUGAUCAUGGUUUAGUACCUUGUCGGGUUUUGUUGUCGCAGUGCAUAUCAACAUAACUAAUAAUUCCGGACUGAUAUAAUUACUAAUUGGUUGAGGAAAGUUUAACUAUGAAAUGUAAAAAAUAUGGGGUUAAAUUUGUUAAAUCAUCUGUAAUGUUCUUGUUAGUUGUAGACUGGUAGUACUGUUUAAGCUAUAAUAAUGUCGCAUUAUUGUAAGUUAAUAACUUUGUUAGUUUGAAUCAAACUCUUGGUGAUUGGCUGAAUUGUUGGUUACAUGAUUGAAACUAAUCAAGUAAUCAUACCAUUGAUUAUUGUUGUACGAUAUAAAUUCCAGCAUCUGUUUUG